Messenger RNA from Racocetra persica, 156 nucleotides. NCBI's taxonomy places the organism in Eukaryota, Fungi, Glomeromycota, Glomeromycetes, Diversisporales, Gigasporaceae. The record is from the annotation of a GenBank genome assembly.
AUUUUGGAUACUGAGGCAGAGGAAGAACCAUGUAGUGAUCUGGAAAAAUGGUCCCAACCAAAAUCAUAUGACACGAAAAUCAUGAUAAAUUUGUCACGAUCAGACAAUAUAUCUUCUGAAGUAUCUGAAUUAGAGCAAGAUGAUAAAAAUGAUGAG